Syzygium oleosum is the source of this 4330-nucleotide messenger RNA. RefSeq names its product TMV resistance protein N-like. The record is from RefSeq and is a predicted model, not a curated record. Lineage: Eukaryota; Viridiplantae; Streptophyta; Magnoliopsida; Myrtales; Myrtaceae. Gene Ontology annotation, biological process: defense response; signal transduction. The coding region runs from base 128 to 4228 and encodes 1366 amino acids. The transcript is spliced from 5 exons. Gene Ontology annotation, molecular function: ADP binding.
AUAUUGAAAACCUCAACUUCUCAGCUAAACCCACACACACCAACCUUUUUCUUGAGAGAGAGAGAGAGAGAGAGAGAGAGAGAGAGGGGGGGGAGAGAGGGGUCUAGAAGUAAUAAGCUUCCUUGCUAUGGCAAACUCAGAGAUCGAAAGGAGUAGUGAUGCUGCACGUGCAUUAGGAGGUAAGUAUCAAGUGUUCUUGAGUUUUAGAGGACCUGAUACUCGUUAUGGAUUCACAGACUUCCUAUACCACGGCUUGGUAGAUGCCGGAGUCCACGUAUUUAGGGACGAUGAUGAACUCCGCUUCGGCGAAGUGAUUGGUGAGAACCUUCUAUGUGCUAUCGACGACUCGAUAAUCUACAUAUCUAUCUUCUCUCAGACUUAUGCUUCCAGUAAAUGGUGCCUCCGUGAGCUUGUCCAUAUGGUAGAAAGCGUGUCUAAGUCAAAGGGUAAAAAAAGUAUCUUUCCCAUUUUUUUCAACGUGGAACCCGAGGAUGUGAAACUUAAGACUCCACACUAUAGGGAAGCCUUUUUGAAGCACGAGAAGGAGUUUCCUAAUGAAGUCCAAGCGUGGAGAGAGGCUCUUGCAGAGGCAGAUGAAAUCAAGGGAUGGAUCGUGAAAAAAGACCAAAGCCAAGCAACAACUGUCAAAUUGAUUGUUGAAAAGGUUCUGGAGAAGUUGGAGAUAAAACAAAAACCAGUGACUGAAUAUUUAGUUGGACUUGAUGAUCGGGUAAAAGACUUGACAGAGUUAUUAGAUGUCAACCAUCGUGAUGUAAGGCUCAUUGUAAUUUAUGGAAUGGGUGGCAUCGGUAAGACGACUGUUGCCAAGGUCAUAUUCAAUAAUCUAUCUUCCCACUUUGGAAAGUGUUGUAGCUUCCUUGAGGAUGUUCGAGAAAGCUCGUCGAACAAGGAGGGCAUAGCCCAAUUGCAGAAGAAAUUAGUUUCAGACAUUGUUGGUUCUGAAUCUGCUGAAAAAUUGAGGGAUAUUGAACAAGGAAUGAGGAGGAUUGGAGAAAUACUCUGCACUAAGAAGGUCCUUGUGGUUCUAGAUGAUGUUGAUAAUAAAGAGCACAUUAGAGAACUAACAGGGAAUAGUUCAUUACAUUCAGGAUCUAGGCUUAUCAUUACAACAAGAAGCACGUCUAUUCUGAAAGUUGAGGGAUUUAAAGGUGAAAUUCUACCUUAUGAGAUGCUAAAGAUGAAUGAUGGUCUUGCACUUCAGCUUUUUUGUAGACAUGCCUUUGGCAAAGACUUUCCUUCGGAUGAUUAUCAUGGGAUUUCAAGUGAAAUUAUCUCAAGUAUGGGAGGGCUUCCAUUGGCUAUUAAAGUGACAGGUUCAUUACUUAAUCGGAAAGAUAAAGCAUUUUGGGAAGAGACGAUGGUUAGGUUAAAGAAUGUACCUGAAAAAGCGAUUCUAGAGAAGUUGAAGAUUAGCUAUGAUGACCUAGAUGAAUAUCAAAAACAAAUUUUUCUCGAUAUAGCAUGCUUCUUUCUCAAUGAGACAAAGACCGAUGCAAUUUACAUGUGGGCUGAUUGUCAAUCUUAUCCGGAAAGAGGAAUUGAUGUCCUUACCAGUCGUUGCUUAGUAAAGAUAUUGGACAAUGAUAAGUUCUGGAUGCAUGAUCAACUAAUAGACCUAGGAAGGCAAAUUGUCCGUCAAGAAAGUCCAAGUGACCUUGGAAAGCAGAGUAGGUUGUGGAUUGCAAAAGAAGCUCUCGAAAUUAUACGAACUAGAGAGGAGAAGGACAAGGUUCAAGCGCUUGAGAUAGAUGGACUGUAUGACUCCAUAGAGAUUAAAAAUGAAGAGUUUCAAAGGUUACAAAACCUAAGAUGCCUCAAGUUAUGCGAAGGAACUUAUACCGGGGACUUUGCAGAGUGUCGUUCAAAGUUGAGAUGGAUUUCUUGGCAUCCUCCUCGUCAGGGUUUCGGGGCAUACAAUAUGUAUUUGGUACAUCUCGUGGUUUUUAAACUUGGCAUGAAUGACUUCACCAAUGAUUCAAAAGCAUGGGACUUGAUCAAGAGGGCACAAAAUUUGAAGGUUCUAUCUCUUACUAAGUGUGAUGGCAUAACGACAAUCCCAGACUUCUCUAAAUGCUUGGGUUUAGAGAGGUUGACCCUUGCACGCUGCAAUAGGCUAAAGAGAAUUCAAAACUUCAUUGGAGAUCUACAAUCGUUGAUUGAGUUAGAGAUUGAAGGGUGCAUGGAUCUUACAAAUUUGCCUGACGAAGUGGGGGCACUAGUGAAGCUUAAGCGCUUCUCCUUGAGGCGAUGUUGUAAGUUAAGAGAACUUCCAAACUCACUUGGGAAUUUAACCUCAUUGGUAGAGUUAGAUUUAUCACGUACGGGUAUUGCUAAAAUUCCAAACUCCAUCAAACGACUUGUGAAACUUGAGUCUUUUCUUAUGGAAAACAUGAGGAUAAGUGACCUUCCCAACUCCAUUGGAAACUUAAAAUCAUUACGCGUAUUGCGUCUUUCAAAAGAAUUUUCCUAUUCGGAGCAUCAUGUUUGGCAGUUUCCUAGCGGCAUCAACAUUUUGGAAAAUCUUGGAGAGUUGGAUCUCUUUGGGUGUGAUGAAAUGAAUGGCGAAAUUCCUGAUGGAAUCGGAGAAUUGUCGAAAGAAUUUACUUAUUCGGAGCAUCAUGUUUGGCAAUUACCUAGUGGCAUCAACAUAUUGGAAAAUCUUGAAGAGCUAGAUUUCUCUGGGCGUGAUGAAAUGAUCGGCGAAAUUCCUGUUGGAAUUGGAGAAUUGUCAUCUUUAAGGAUCCUAAAUUUAGAGCGCACCCGUAUUUGUGGAAUUCCAAGGACAAUCAACAUGCUUCAUCACCUCCAAACACUAAACUUAAGAGAUUGUCAUGGGAUUCAAGAGUUGCCGGAGCUUCCCAAAAGUUUGACCUGUCUUCUUCUUAGAUCUGAGUCAUUGCUCUCUGUCCCUAAUCUGUCAAACCUUACUAAUUUGGUUGAGCUGCUACUGAGUGAUGGCUCUCGUAAUACAGGCAAAUCAAACCUAAUAAGAGGAUGCAACAUAAGGUGGAUUGGCAUGUUAUCUAGAUUGAAAAAGUUAGAGUUAAAUCUGCUUAAGGUUCUUGCACCUCAAGAGUUGGCUUCUCUUUCUCAUCUGGAAGAGCUUACUUUGUCUGACCUAAACCAAGAAACCCUCAUGCAGCUUCCGUCCUCUCUGCUAAAAUUGGAUUUAAAAGUUUUUAGCUUCAGUUGGGCAGAGUUACAUCCCUCCUACUUGAGAUUGAGUAAUUUGUCGACUUUAGAGUUGUAUUAUGGUGAAGUGGAAGAUAUACCACUCAAUGGACUUCCCCGACUGGAGAACUUAACUGUUGAUAGUUGUAAACUGCUUCAGAAUUUAUCCAUUCCUAUGGAAUCAAGGAUGCUACGGCAAGCGUGUGUGUCAUCUUGCCCAGAUCUAGUGGAGAUAAAAUUUGCAGGUCUUUCGGAAUCAUUGGAAUGCUUAAACAUUUCUAUGUGUGAAUCGCUGUCUAGAAUAGAUGGGUUAUCAUACUUGAAGAAACUGGAGGAUUUGGCAAUCCGAAAGUGCAAUGCACUCACUAAUGUUGAGGGCGUGAACGAGCUAGAGUCUCUGAAAUGGCUGGUGGUCGAAGAGUGCAUGUCAUUGAGAAGGUUGAUUGAUAAAACAAGCCCAAAUAUACCAGAUGAUUGCCUCGUCACAGUACAAGGGUGCGGAGACUUUAUCAAAGAUUCUACCCAAUUCUACCAAUCUAGAUUCUCUUUUAAGCGUUACAGGGAGGACAUUCUUCAGGGUACCUCAAAUAAGAUCGAUCAUCCUUUCAGAAUCAUAUUCCACCUUGGAGUAAAGAAGUCAAGCGAGGGGUUUGAGUUUGUCGGUGAAAUAAAGAGGGAAACAGAGGUCGCCUCGGAUACAGUGACAUAUGAGGGAUUGAUUGCUGGCGUGAAAGGUUUCGACUUUCAUCCGAAGAGAAUGUGGUACGAGAGUCCCGGUAAAGACCACGAAUUGCUGGUGGAGAUCGAGGGUGACGAGCAAGUGAAGGAAAUGGUGCAACAAGCAUCUGAAAGAGGAUCGAUUCAUGUGUACGUCGAGGGAAGGGUCGACUUUUCUUUGGGGGGAGCAAUGAUCAAGGGCAACCAAUGGGACUGCCCCGUGCAUUUCUUGUCUUUCCUUUUCGUCGUUUUGUUUUUUCUCUGGCUUUCGUGGACUUUCCCGGGAAAACAGGUUUUCUGGGGAAUUUUUGGUGAUUAGCUUCGGUUUUUUGUUCUCCACCCCCAAGACGCUAUACGAUUUGUGCGGAAUGAGUGGUGAUCUUUCUUUUUUUUUCCGUUUAUUUCCUUUGUGUCAAUUUAA